CACGUGCUUUCGGGGAGAAAAGGAAAACUUCUGACGGAUCUAACACGCACUGUCACUCCGCGAGCGCGCUGCGCGUGCCAGCACAUGCAGUUUGGAUCGCCUCGGUUAACUGUAAUCGGUGUCUGAGAAGCCAUGUGACAGCACUAUUUCGACUCUCUCUCUCUCUCUCUCUCUCUCUCUCUCUCUCUAAUAUAUAUAUAUAUAUAUUCCCCAAAUCUGCCAGCGGAUCGCGUGCGCGCACGGUGGUGGACAGCGUCAGAGCGGUAGAAUGAGGAAUGACGCGCGUGCACGAUGGCGCGAGAGGACUCGGUGAAGUGCCUGCGCUGUCUGCUUUACGCUAUCAACUUACUCUUCUGGCUAAUGGCUCUGUGUGUGCUGGGAGUGGCUGCGUGGCUUAGGGAUUACCUGAACAAUGUGCUCACCUUAACUGCGGACACCAGGCUGGAAGAAGCAGCGGUCCUCACAUACUCCCCUGCGGUCCACCCCGUUGUCAUUGCUGUGUGCUGUUUCCUAAUCAUUGUGGCCAUGGUGGGCUACUGUGGCACGCUGAAAUGCAAUCUUCUGCUCCUCUCCUGGUACUUUGGCAGUCUGCUGGUAAUCUUCUGUGUGGAGUUGGCCAGUGGUGUGUGGACAUACGAGGAGCCAUCAGUACAGCGGUCAGACAUGAUCAGCCUAAAGUCACGUAUGCCGAACUAUGGCCUGCAGCGCUACCAGUGGCUAACACACGCCUGGAACUCCUUUCAGACUGAGUUUAAAUGCUGCGGCGUGAUCUAUUUCACUGACUGGCUAGAGAUGACGGAGAUGGAGUGGCCACCUGACUCCUGCUGCUCCAAUCAGUACACAGGCUGCGCUCGCCACGCCCACUACAGUGACCUGAGCGACCUCUACCAGGAGGGUUGCGGCCCCAAGAUAUACAGUUUCAUCCGAGGCACGAAGCAACUGCAGGUCCUUCGUUUCCUGGGUGUGUCUAUAGGAGUGGCGCAGAUCCUGGCCAUGACGCUGACCCUCACGCUGCUCUGGGCGCUCUACUACGACCACAAACCUCCUGAUCCUACGCCACCUGACACAGUUACACACACACACUGCCUUGCCGAGGAGUCCCAAAAACCUGGACACGGGUACCUACGGACAGCCGACACCUGGGCUAAUGGACACAGCCAGUUUGAAAUGGAGCAGCUCUCUUAGCAAAAAACGCUGUUAGUUUUUUUCUCACAUAUCUAAAACAUAUGGAGCUUCUUCUGUAGACUGGAACCGCAGCUACAAAGGGGAUGGGGUAGCAGGGAAUAUACAGCACCUUAUACAUGGAUAUACAUUAGGAUGCUGUAGAACACUCACAACAUACCCUUAAAAGCUCGAAACACUCAGAUUAAGUAACCAAAGACGAUUCUGGAAGCGUACCUACAUAGCUAUUCAGCCUUUCCCCACUAGAACCGUUGAGUUAUAGAAGAUUGGAGGAGGCUUCAUGAUUUUUAUGUUCACAUUUUUACCUGACAUUUCGGGAUUUAAAGGACUAUAAUCACUAGACGCACACAUAAACUUGGGUCUUAACUGUAUUUUAAGGGUGUAUUAAUGAAUUCUCUGCUAUUCUAAGCAUUUUUUUUUGGAUGUACCUCUACAUGUCUUAAUUCACUAGCACUGUGAUGUAAAUUAUCGAAAGAACAGUUCUAGUUUUAGCCAAUAAAAUGUUACAGCAGUGGCUUUGCUAUAAGAAAGGUUGAACACAAGCUGUGCUUUUUAAUCACGUAGCAUGUACACUGAAGCAUGUGUGUGAAUUACAGUGCAUUUAACAAUCAGAAUCAGGUCUUUUUAAUCAUUUUUUAAAAAGUGUGUUUGUUGAAACUGGGCUGAAAUGUAGCUCGUUACUUGUUUAAGGAUAUUUUACAGACUGAAUUACAGUUACCUGCAGCAGGAUGUAAUAGAUAUAGUGUGUUUUUAAGGACUGAAAAGUGUGCUAUUAUAGGAAAUUAAUCAACAUCGGGGUGGUAGCAGCCCACAGCUUUUAAGGAUUCCCCUCAGAUGGACAAACUAAAGAACAGAAGUGUAUUCUCCAGUUUCUUGCUAUGUGAUGUACAGAUGGGUGACAA
Messenger RNA from Ictalurus furcatus (blue catfish), 2084 nucleotides. RefSeq names its product tetraspanin 12 (gene tspan12). Gene Ontology annotation, cellular component: membrane. Bases 292 to 1185 code for a protein of 297 amino acids. The transcript is spliced from 7 exons. NCBI's taxonomy places the organism in Eukaryota, Metazoa, Chordata, Actinopteri, Siluriformes, Ictaluridae. The record is from RefSeq and is a predicted model, not a curated record.